Messenger RNA from Cyprinodon variegatus (sheepshead minnow), 6548 nucleotides. It is a transcript of the gene aacs, whose product is annotated as acetoacetyl-CoA synthetase. Gene Ontology annotation, molecular function: acetoacetate-CoA ligase activity. Lineage: Eukaryota; Metazoa; Chordata; Actinopteri; Cyprinodontiformes; Cyprinodontidae. The coding region runs from base 133 to 2166 and encodes 677 amino acids. The transcript is spliced from 18 exons. Gene Ontology annotation, biological process: positive regulation of insulin secretion; lipid metabolic process. The record is from RefSeq and is a predicted model, not a curated record. Gene Ontology annotation, cellular component: cytosol.
CUUGCGCUGGAUGUUAUCUAGCUAUCCCCAUCCGCCUGCAGCCAUUCAGAGCGGUGAAAACCUCCAGGAGCGGCUGGCUGGUAGCUUCCAGGGACUUUGACUGCUGCUGCUGCUGUGAAGCUGAGCGCUACAAUGAUGUCAGAAGACACGGAAGGAAAGAGCGAGAAAAUAAUGGAUACGGAGAGCAAGGUGCUGUGGUACCCGGACUCCAAGAGGAACACACAGAUGGACACGUUCAGGAUACAGGUCAACUCAGACUACGGACUUAAUCUGGCGAACUACAAUGAUCUUUACCAGUGGUCUGUGGACUGUUAUCCAGAGUUCUGGGCAGAGGUGUGGCGCUUCUGUGGAGUCGUCAGCUCCAAACCAUAUGAGGAGGUGGUGGACGUUUCCAAGCGGAUCUCAGAUGUUCCAGAGUGGUUUAAAGGAGCUCGACUCAACUACGCCGAGAACCUGCUUAAGCACGCUGAUCAGGACAAAGUGGCUCUUUACUGUGCAAGAGAAGGGAACGAGGAGAUCAGGAAGGUGACAUUCGGGGAACUGAGGCGUGAUGUGGCGUUGUUUGCUGCAGCCAUGAGGAAGAUGGGCAUUCGGACUGGAGACAGGGUUGUAGGUUACCUGCCCAACGGCAUCCAUGCAGUAGAAGCCAUGUUGGCGGCAGCCAGCAUCGGGGCCAUUUGGAGCUCCACAUCGGUCGACUUUGGGGUUAAUGGUGUUCUAGACAGAUUUUCUCAAAUUCAGCCCAAACUGAUCUUCUCAGUAGCUGCUGUGGUUUACAACGGGAAAACGCACGACCACAUGGAAAAACUGAUAAACGUUGUUAAAGGUUUACCCGACCUGAAUAAAGUAGUCGUGAUUCCCUACGUUUUGUCCAAGGAAGAGACCAACCUCUCCAAAAUUCCCAACAGCGAGUUUCUUGAUGACUUUUUGGCAUCUGGAAGAGGCGAAGGAGACCAGUUCCCUCAGCUGGAGUUUGAGCAGCUUCCGUUCAACCAUCCUCUGUUCAUCAUGUACUCGUCGGGAACAACAGGAGCUCCUAAAUGCAUGGUCCAUUCAGCCGGGGGCACUCUCAUCCAGCACUUGAAGGAACACGUUCUCCAUGGCAACAUGACCUCCAACGAUGUCAUCAUUUACUACACCACCACCGGGUGGAUGAUGUGGAACUGGCUGGUGUCUGCUCUGGCAGUGGGGGCCUCAGUGGUUUUAUACGAUGGUUCACCACUAAUGCCAACAGCCAAUGUGCUGUGGAACCUGACAGACAAGCUGGGAAUCACUAUCUUUGGCACUGGGGCUAAAUGGCUGUCUGUGCUGCAGGAGAAGAACCUCAGACCUUCGGAAACACACAACCUUCAGUCUCUACACACCAUCCUGUCCACUGGAUCUCCACUCAAACCUCAGAGCUACGACUACGUGUAUCGCUGCAUCAAGAGCACCGUGCUGCUGGGCUCAAUCUCAGGUGGCACUGAUAUAGUUUCGUGUUUCAUGGGGCAAAAUCCAACAGUUCCAGUGUAUCGCGGGGAGAUCCAGUCCAGAAACCUCGGCAUGGCUAUAGAAGCGUGGAGUACUGAGGGUAAGCCGGUUUGGGGGGAGAGCGGAGAGCUUGUCUGCCUGAAGCCGAUCCCCUGCCAACCAACUCGCUUCUGGAAUGAUGAGAAUGGGAGCAAAUAUCACAAAGCUUACUUCUCUACGUUUCCCGGUGUGUGGGCCCAUGGAGAUUAUUGUAAAAUAAAUCCGAAGACAGGCGGCAUUAUCAUGCUUGGCAGAAGUGAUGGGACGUUGAACCCUAAUGGAGUUCGCUUUGGGAGCUCAGAGAUCUACAAUAUUGUGGAGGCUUUUGAGGAAGUGUCAGACAGUCUUUGUGUGCCACAGUACAAUGCAGAUGGAGAGGAAAGGGUUAUUUUGUUCUUAAAGAUGGCUCCCGGGAAGCCGUUCUGUCCAGAGCUGGUGACAAGGAUUAAAGGAGCCAUCAGAAAAGCCUUGUCUGCCCGACACGUCCCUGCCUUGCUGCUGGAGACAAAAGACAUUCCUUACACCAUCAGUGGUAAGAAGGUGGAGGUCGCCGUGAAGCAGAUCAUUGCAGGUCGGGAGGUUACACAGCGAGGAGCUUUCUCCAACCCUGAUUCUCUGGACCUCUACAAGAACAUUUCUGAGCUACAAAACUUUUAAUAAUUAAAUAGAUUCAAUUCCAGAUAGUUGAGGAGGGACUCUACAAAUAUCCAUUUUAUUAAAGGCAUGGUUAGCAGAGAGAGGACUGGUGAAAAAAGGUGUGAUGGACUUAAUGUUUUGCAAAAUAGGAACAAAUAUUAUUUAAAUAAAAGGAAAUUACAUCAAUGUAUAUUAAGCUGAUGGUAUAAUGCAGGGAGAAGACUUUAAACCACAAGGUACACUGGUCCAUAGGCAAGCUUUGAAUAGCUUAAUGCUGCUGCUCCUAGUCUGUCGUGCUGUUCAAAUAAAAGUUAAGCUGAGUGUAAUGCGAUGUGCACACCAGUGCUUGUACUAAAGCUUAUGCUGUAAAGCUUGAUAUAAAAACUUUAAGUGCAGCAUUAAGUUUUUGGGUUCACAGUUUGAUCAUCCUUUAAAAGAUCCUCAUUUCUGCAGCAGCAAUCUUUAACAAGAAUGCUGCUUUGGAGGAGAUUAAAGAAUAAAACCUGUGAAGUUGUGCAGAAAAGUACAGAUAAGACCUUAAUUCAGCUGUGGCUCAUAUCAGCAUAUCAUUGUUUUCUGCUGUGUUACUUUAUUCAUGUAUGUGUGUGUGUUUGUGUAUGUAUGUAUGUAUGUAUGUAUGUAUGUAUGUUUAUAUAUAUAUAUACACACACACACACAAAAUCAAAGCCAAAGGUUUGGAUUCUGUUUGUUUCUUGAGAGUUUGAGGUUAACUUGUGAUAAUUAGGAAUUCCAGAUGCACUAAAAUCAUUAUUUUUCUACUGUAUUUUGGUGAGAUUGUAAUCCUUCCUUACAUUGGUUCCAUGUUUCUUCCUUCUAGAAACUUUUUUGUUAUUCACUGUUGAAAUGAAGGUAUUCCUUUUUUAAAUAUCCGUUACCUCUUUAAAUUUCAAGCCAUCCUGCAGUUGACAGUGCCUUGCCAAGCAUUCAUAUCUUUUUCUUCUAUUUGUCCAUUGCAGACUCAAACCUUAUUGUGUUUUAUAAGGAUUAAUGGUACUACUUUACAAAGGGCUCACCUUAAUAGAUGGAUAAUAAAUAGUUUUUUCAGAUGUUAAUUAAUUUGUAAACAUUUUAUAACUCAUUCAAAAGUGAUUUUUUUUGCAUUUAUUAAGGGAGAGAACAAGAAAAAAGCUGACCAGUUUCUUGCCAACUUGUGAGCUUGAGCUGUUUAACUGUAUAUAUAUCUAUAUAUAGAGAGAGAUAUAGAUAUUUAUAUAGAUAUUUACACUGCUCGAAACAAUAAAGGUUACGUAAACAACACAAUAUAAAUCAACCUUCUGUGAAAUUGUCCCUUCAUGAAGCAACACUGAUUGAUAAUCAAUGUCACAUGCUGAUCUGCAAAUGGUAUAGAAAACAGGUGGAAAUUAUUGGUAAUUGGCAAGACACACUCAAUAAAGGAGUGGUUCUGCAGGUGAGAUCACAGACCACUUUUCAGUACCUGUGCUUUGGCCGAUUGUUUUGGUCACUUUUGAAUGUGGAUGGGGGUUUCACAAUCGUGGUUGUGGUCGCUCCACAACCCACACAAGGGGCUCAGGCAUUGCAGCUCAUCCAGGAUGGCGCAUCAAUGCGAGCUGUGGCAAGAAGGUUUGCCGUGUCUGUCAGCAAUAGUGUCCAUAUGCUGGAGGCGCUACCAGGAGACAGGGCUUUACACCAGGAGAAGGCCGUAUGAGGCGAACAACCCAGCAGCAGGACCGCUACCUCCACCCUUGUGCAAAGAGGAACAGGAGGAGCAGUGCAAGCGACUUUCAAACUGACCUCCAGCAGGCCACAAAUGUGCAUGUCAGCAAAAAUGGUUGGAAACUGACUCCAUGAGGAUGGUAUGAGGGCCUGACUGCCACAGAAUGGGGUUGUGCUCACAGCCCAAUACCGUGCAGGAUGCCUGGCAUUUGCCAGAGAACACCAGGAUUGGCAAACUCGCCACUGCCACCGAGUGCUCUUCACAGCUGAAAGCUGGUUCACACUGAGCAUGUGACAGACCACGUUCUGCUGCCUGCAACAUCCUUCAACAUGACCGGAUUGGCAGUGUGUCAGUAAUGGUGUGGGGUGACAUUUCUUUGGAGGGCUGCAUAGGCUUCCAUGUGCUUGCCAGAGGUAGCAUGAGUGCCAUUAGGUACCGAGAUGAGACCCUCAGACACCUUGUGAGACAUUAUGCUGCUGCGGUUGGCCCUAGGUUCCUCCCAAUGCAGGACAAUGCUAGCCAUCAUGUGGCUGGAGUGUGUCUGCGUUCCUGCAAGAUGAGGGCAUUGAAACUAUGGACUGGACUGCCAGCUCCCCAGACCCCGAAUCCGACUGAGCACAUCUGGAACAUCGUGUUACAAUCCAUCCACUAACCACAGUUGGACCACUGACUGUCCAGAAGUUGGCGGAUGCUUUAGUCCAGACAUGUCUAAAGUCUGUCCUUGAGGACCGUUGUCCUACAGGUUUUCAAUGUUUCUUGGCUUCAACACAGGUAAUUGCAGUUCAGCAAAAACCUGUUAAUCAGCUAUCAAUGGAAAUCAGGAAAGAGGACAGUGGUCCUCAAGGACUGACUUUGGACAUGCCUGCUUUAGUCCAUGGGGGGAGAUCACUCGGGAGACUAUCCAUCCCCUCCCCAGGAGCAUGCCUAGUCAUAGGGAUGUAAUAUAGGCAAGUGCCACACACAACAUUGAACCUCCUUUUGACCAGUUUUAAAGACGUAUCAGAGUUGGAUCAGCCUGUAGUGUUUUUCCACUUUAAUUUAGUUUGACUUAGAAUCCAGCCCUCCAUUGGUUAAUAAAUUUGAUUUCCAUUGAUAAUUGUUGUGAUUCCAUAUAUACAUAUAUAAUCAUUUAACAUUACAAUAUAGAUUACAUGUAAAUGCAUAAUAAGCAUUUAAAUACUAGAUUUUCUAGUAUGCUUUAACUGUUGAGUGUAUACUGUACUAACCACUAUGUAGUUUUAAAAUGUUUACAGGGAAACUAAACAUAGAAUGGGAUGUUAAUAAGCAACAUAUCUAUAACUAUUAACCAUCUAUCAGGGUAGCCUUAUUGUAAAUCGCUGGCAGAUUAAUUUCAAGACAAACAGAAGGCGGUGUCUUUUUUGCUGAAAUUGCAGCUGUAAGCCUUUUGCUGUGCUUUUACCAGGUAUGCAAAUAUAUAGACCAACGUUUAUGUUGAUUCUGGGUGAGUGAAUGAAAAGCACUGAUAAGCAUGUUUUCAGGAUUUGACAUAUUCUCAAUUGAAUGGUCUGGACUUUGUCUAGGACACACUACAUGAAUAUGCCUUUAUCUAAAUCCUCCCAUUCUAACUCUUGCAAAAUAUUUAGUGAAACUCUGUGCUUAAUUUCAACGAAGUUAAAAGGACUGUUGGAAACUUAGUACCUAGCACUGGGAACCCUAGGACAAGAUUCAAAGGCCCAAAGUCUUGUUUCAAGGCAACCAAAUUACCAACCAUGUAGCCUGCAACUAUUAUUUAUCCUGUCAAAAUCUGCCACCUAUCUAUGAAGUUUCCCCAGGGUUACUGUGGGCCUCCUGGCUGCUUCUCUGAUUAAUGCCUACGUUGCUCAUUCUGUCAGAUUAGGUUGAGAGUCAUACAGUAUCAUGCUUUUGUUUUUCUUUUUCAUUCCCUAUGAUGAACUUAACACGAUGGUGUAUCAUUUGUCUUUGUUCUUGGAAUCGUCAAGUACUUUGUCCUUAUUGAUUACAUUAAUCUCAAUAUAGUACUUUUAAGGCUUUGACUGCUUUUGCAAGGCACUAUAGGUUUGAUUGAGGUUGAUCUGAGUUUAUGCAAAUAUCAAGUUUAUGUUUUCCCUGUCAAUGAUUAUCUGCAACAUCAGAGGUGUCAUAACUUUUGAAUAGCAUUUCUCUCUAAUAGAGACUUUUAAUUUCAUUGUUUUUUUAAUGCAGAAAAACAUUGUAUUUAUCAAAUGCAACCAUUUUGUGCAUCAAAGACACAAUGGGAGAGCUGAGUAGGUUUGGUUAUUUGUAGCUUUCUUAGUAAGUAUAAAAUGAAAUAACUGCCAUUCACUUUUGUACCUACUUCGAGGGAAGUGUGCUUGACUAAAUUUGGAUUUUUCAACAACAUAUAUCCAAUUUUAGGCAGGAAGCAGCUUUUUGUCAAAAUGUCUGAUUGUAAUUGUACUAUUUAAAAGGUGCUUGAAUGAAACCGGUCUAAUUAUCUGCUGUUCAUCUCUAAUAUUCUCAACAUGAAUCCAUUCUUCCGCAGGAAUUCUGAUGGAAAAAACAGUAUUCUCUAAUCAUUGUUUUAUCAGUGUAUAACAGUGUAUAAUGUUGUUUUGCUUUGUUUACAAAAAGAAAUGAUGGAUCCUUCCGAAAGAAAAUGGAUACUUAUACUUUAAACAUUAUCACUUGCAUCAAUGUGAUUAACAGGACUUGUUAAACUGUUGAAAUAUUGAAAUUAAAAUUACUG